AUGGCUCGUCUAAAUGACACCAGCAACAACGGCAAUGCCGAUAACGGAGUCUCCAACGAUGCCCCUCGUUUUGAGGAGAGUAUCGCAGGAGAGAGCGGAGAGGCAUUGAACGCAGGCGGAUUAACUGCACCUGUUACCACGACGGCAACCGAGACCUCAAGCCCCGAACCUCGCUGGGAAGUUGACAGGAUCGUCGACCACGUCGUUGACCGCGACAAUUACAAAGUAUUUUUCAUCAUCCUGUGGGCGAGCGGAGAAGCGACUGCCGAGCCGGAGGAGCAAAUGCAACUCGACAUUCCAGAUCUAGUAUAUGCGUACUGGACAUCGCGACGUGGACGAAACUUAUCCACGGGACUCGCUGAAUACCUCGUAUUCGAUAUUCUCGGACACGAAUAUAUCUUGGGUCAGCUCUACUACAAAGUGCAGUGGGUUGGCUUCGAUGCGAACGACACGAGUUUGGAGAGAGAGCCAAAGGUCAGGGAGCAUGCGCCGCGAACCAUGGAGGCUUAUAACCGCCGCGUUUUCCAGCAGGGGUGA
Molecule: messenger RNA, 537 nt
Organism: Fusarium redolens
Lineage: Eukaryota; Fungi; Ascomycota; Sordariomycetes; Hypocreales; Nectriaceae
Exons: 3
Coding region: 1-537 (178 amino acids)
Source: RefSeq, a predicted model, not a curated record